Protopolystoma xenopodis is the source of this 246-nucleotide messenger RNA. Lineage: Eukaryota; Metazoa; Platyhelminthes; Monogenea; Polystomatidea; Polystomatidae. The record is from the annotation of a GenBank genome assembly.
AUGUGCCACCGUCUACAGAAACGAGAUGGGGAGGCUUGUGGUCCCACUUUUGAUGGCAUUAGCGGAGGUCUAAACGGGCGAACAGGCCUGAACACGGAAGUACAGUUGGAUUCCAAGCGCAAUGAAAUUGGUCCUAAGAUCAAGUCUACCUUCUUAACCUUUCUAAGCGGUGCAAUCUCUCGGACGAUAAUAUUCCAGUCUCGUGCCCUCAACGGUAGCUUUAAGGUAGGCAUAAGUACGGGAUAA